UGUCUUCCGAAAUUAGGUGGAUAUAGAACAAAAUUUACUCAACCUAAGUCAAUACGUACGUUUAUAGUUGGAUAUCAGCUAAUUGGUUAAACUCAAUGUCGUUUGCCGUGAAAAGUCAUAUAAUUAGCCAACUGGUCAGCUGUGACUAGUAGCUCGAGGUUCGACUUGCUAGUUCACUUAUUUUCAGGCGACACUGAGCAAGACAAGUUUUAGCCUGUGUUACUGGAUAAAAGUACAUCGUGGGGUUUAUAUCGCAAGAUGUCGACGGAAGCAACAGUACUUUAUCGUUGUUAAUUCCUACAUUCUUUUCCACUGGACAUAACCAGCUGCUUUUAACAAGACGGGGGCGUUAAGUGAGAUUAGUGUACGUUAGCUUAAUAGCUAGUAAAUAGCAUUGGCAGUUGCCCCCGGCGUCGUUCAACAUGGACUUCGACAGUGUGCUAUCCAUUGCUUCCCAAAACCAAGGCCUCAGCAGCAUACCGAAAAGGUAUAGCUUAAAGACUGGGCCUCCAAAAAAGGACCCUAAAGUGAAAGGUGUUGAUUCAGCUGCUGUGCAGGCCUUCUUGAAAAAGCAAAAGAUGGAACAGCUAAAAAAAGACAUACAAAGUAAGAAACAGAAAGAAGUGCUUUUGGCAAAGAGAGUGGAACUCAAAUCGGACCGAAAGGCUCGUGCAAUGGCAUCAAGGACCAAGGACAAUUUCAAAGGUUACAAUGGCAUUCCAGUUGUAGAUCAGCCCAAGAAGAGACAGUCAAAGGAAGAGAUGUCAAGGCAGGAGGCGCAAGGAGGUGAGGCUUUUGAUGAGGACAAUUACGAAUACGUGGCAACUGAUUCUGAAUCUGAGCCAGAGCCUGAGCCUCUUAAACCUCAGUCCCGUGGCGACAUGCAAAGCAAAGCCCUUAGUAAGAUGAAGAAGCCCAGUGCUCCAGCUAAGCCUGCCCCACCACCCAUGAACUUUGCAGACCUUCUGAAGCUGGCACAGAAAAAGCAGUUUGAACCAGUUGAAUUAAAACCAACAAAAAAGACAGAGGAGAGGCUUCGAACAGCGGAUGAGUUGAGAGAGUUAGAAAUAGAGCGAAAGGUUAAGAAACAGGACAAAGUGAAAGAUUCUAAAUCAGAAAGACAUGUGAGCCAGAAAGAAAGUAGAUCUCAGUCCAGCACAAAUUCCCAUAAGAAAACCACAUCUGACAAGGACAUUAGGGAAGGGAAAUCGCAUAAGACCUCUGUGGAGAAGCUCUCAUCUAGUAGUGCCAGUAAGAAGCCAAAGCCCCAUGUGCCUAGUGAAGGAUCUCACAGUUCUGCCAAGCUGUCUCAGGGAGACAGACCCAAACCCAGCUCAAGCUCCUCAGGUGCCUUAAAUGCUAAGGCUGGCAUGAAAGGUGGCUCUCAGACUCCAGCCAAACAGUCUGUCCCUAAGCCAGGACAAAAGCCCGUCUCCACAGGUGGCCUUACUCAAAAGAAAGGUAACCCCUCAUUACCUCAAGGAAUAUCAGAGUCCUCUAGGAUAAGACAUGGAACUACCCCGAAUUCUGCAGCUGCAAAACCCGCAGGUUUGGGCCAAAGACCGAUCAAGAGCUCUGGACCAAUCAAAUCAAAUCAUGUGAACUCAGAGAAGGGGAGACCUACGGCAACUCUAAAAUCUGGAAAGGGAGAACCAGCACGACCUGGAAAUAAUUCCAUGCCUCGACCAGGCGUCAACGGUUCUGUUCGCCCAAUGCCCAGUGGUCCAUCUAAGCAUGGAAACAUCCCACAGCCAAGACCAGGAAGUAGUUUACAGGUUCGACCACCACCUGCAGGCGCCAGGCCCCCUACCAAUGGGCCCAGCCGGCCCAUAGGUGGCAUGCCUGGGCGGCCAGUGACCAGCUUGGCCUCAGGUCCCGGGAGACCCAAGUGCACUGUUGUCUCUGAGACCAUUUCAUCAAAGAACUUUGCUCCUAGACCUGGAAUGGCUCCUAGACCUGGAAUGGCCCCAAGACCUGGAAUGGCCCCAAGACCACCAGGCCACAGACCUAUGAUGAGACCACCUGGAACAAUGCUGCCACCAAUUACAAACCCAUAUAAACGGCAAUAUGAGGAUGAUGAAGAACAUGACUCUGAAAUGGAUGACUUCAUCGAGGACGAAGGGGAAGAUCAAGAUGAAAUUUCAAAACAUAUCAGGGAAAUCUUUGGUUAUGACCGGACCAAAUAUAAAGACGAGAGUGACUAUGCACUGAGAUUCAUGGAGAGCAGCUGGAGAGAUCAGCAGAAAGAGGAGGCAAAGAGUUUACGACUGGGUAUCAAGGAAGACGAAGAGGAAAUGCGUUUGGAGGAAGAGGAAAGAAAACAAAAUUUAGCUAUGAAAGCAAAACGCCGAAAACUUUAAUGAAAACCCCCAUGAUAUGAACUGUUAGAGAGAGCGAGAGAAAGCUAGUGGCUAAGGGUGAUAAGAAUGCCUCUUGCUACUAUGAAAUGGUGUUACAUUAUUUAUUUUAAAAUCCUUGGAGGAGGAGGUUUGCACUAUCACGAGCCUAUUUUUCAUCGUGCAGAUGCAGAGAAUAUAAUAUAUGACAAAUAACUGACUGCAUUUUUUGUAUCAGUAAAAAACUCUUGGCAUUAUGUUAAUGUUAUUGCCCUUACACCACAGGCAAUGACAGCUUCGAUAUUUGUCCGUUACAAAACAGAGAUCGGUUGUCUAAUUUUAUUAUUUGUAUUUAAUUGAUGACAGAGAAAACUGCCAUUUUUUGCAAUGUAUUGCCUUUUUUCUUGUUAAAGUGAU
This is a messenger RNA of Chanos chanos (milkfish), 2753 nucleotides long. RefSeq names its product SPT2 chromatin protein domain containing 1 (gene spty2d1). The record is from RefSeq and is a predicted model, not a curated record. Gene Ontology annotation, biological process: transcription by RNA polymerase I; nucleosome assembly. Bases 423 to 2360 code for a protein of 645 amino acids. Gene Ontology annotation, molecular function: histone binding; DNA binding. Lineage: Eukaryota; Metazoa; Chordata; Actinopteri; Gonorynchiformes; Chanidae. The transcript is spliced from 6 exons. Gene Ontology annotation, cellular component: nucleolus.